ACGCACGGUCUGGGGCUCGCAGUUGUCGCAGGCAGCAGGGAGUACUCGCACGUCGGCGGCCAUUGUUGGUGUUGUUGUUCUGCCCUGGUGCUGGUGGUGUGCGUUCAGGCCAAGUGUGGCGGAUGGAACGGCCGUGAGACUGGCGCGGAGGCUGAUGGAGGGGGCCGCGGCGGCGGCGGCCGCCGUCGACGAGUCGUCCGACCCCAUGGUCGACUGGGAGGAGGGCGAGAGUCGCUUCUCCUUCGAGGACUCGGACCGCUUCGAGGAGGACUCGCUGUGCAGCUGGUCCAGCGAGCCAGAGUCCGUCUGCAACAACUGGCGCGGCUGGAAGCGGCCCCCGGCCGCCACGGCCCAGGGCACCUUCCCCAGCGCCGCGCGCAGGUCGCUCCCUGGUCCAGCACGUUCUUUCUGUCCCGGGCUAGAUUCCGGGACGCAGCGGGGCGACGGGCUGACCAGUUUGACGGAGUUGGCGGCUCGCUGCGUCGCGUCGCACAUCCCUUUCGAGCUGGUGGAGCGCGUCUACCCGCCGGUGCCGGAGCAACUGCAACUCAGGAUCGCUUUCUGGAGUUUCCCUGACAACGAGGAGGACAUUCGCCUCUACUCGUGUCUGGCCAACGGCAGCGCCGACGAGUUCCAGCGCGGAGACUCGCUCUUCAAGGCAAAGCACGUCAAGGAUGCGCUGCAAAUCGGCUUCCACUUGAGCGCCACGGUGAGUCAGAACGGCAACACGAACAUCUCGAUGGUGACCGGAGCCAAGCCGGAUUACAACGUGGCGGUCACCUUUGACCGCCGCAGAAUCACUUCCUGCAACUGCACCUGCAACUCCACAGCCUACUGGUGCUCACACGUUGUAGCCGUUUGCUUGCACAGAAUAUUCCAGCCUCAACAAGUGUGCCUGAGGGCUCCGGUGAGCGAAUCGUUGUCUCGGCUGCACCGGGAGCAGCUGCAAAAGUUUGCCCAGUACCUGAUCAGCGAGCUGCCCCAGCAAAUACUGCCAACCGCGCAGCGUCUUUUGGAUAUGCUGCUGUCGCCGCACCCGUCGCCCAUCAACACGGUGCGCGGCGCCCCGGACCCGACCGCCGGAGCCUCGGCAAACGACCAGACCUCGUGGUACCUCGACGACAAGACUUUGCAUGACAACAUCAAGAAGAUCCUCAUCAAGUUCUGUGUGCCAGCGCCCAUUGUGUUCAGCGACGUAAACUACCUGAGUACGAAUGCACCGCCAGCAGCAGCAGAAUGGAGCAGCUUGCUUAGACCCUUGCGUGGAAGAGAGCCGGAGGGCAUGUGGAAUCUGCUCUCCAUCGUUCGGGAAAUGUUCAAGAGGAACGAUCGCAAUGCCGUGCCACUUCUCGAAAUCGUCACCGAGGAAUGCAUGAUGUGUGAACAGAUUAUGGUUUGGUGGUUCAAUACCAAGGUAGCCCUUCACAACGGAAGCUCGAGUCACGGAGGAAAACACAGCGUGAACAGCAACAGCCACGCCGCGCAACACGCCUGCUCCUCUCUCUGUGACGAAAUUGUGGUUCUUUGGAGGCUGGCUGCCCUCAAUCCAGGACUGUCGCCUGAGGAAAGGGAAUUGCUGCUGAAUCAGUUUAAACAGUGGCACAUCAAAAUCGUUGAUAAGGUUGCCAAGAGUCGGAACUCGACCCCAAUGCGAAUGCAGACGAACGGAGCGAAGAACAAUUUGAAAAACGAGAUGGAGAUCUUCAGCGGGUUCAAACCGGCGAUCGAGGCGUGCUACCUGCACUGGGAGGACUACCCGAUAGCCGGGGUGACCUACUCGCAGGGCAGCCGGCUCUACCACUGUCCCUUCACGUGCUUCCGGCACGCGGACAUCCACCAGGUGAACUCGUCGAGCAGCGUGCUCAACUGCACGUCGCACCACAACCCGCACCACCACGCGGUGUCUGUGAAGAAGCGCAAGCAGGGCGCCUUGGAGAGCACGGACCGAAGGUUUACCAGCAACGCUGACGCUUUGAAUUUGAACAGACGCGUCUUCCCCCUGGGACACGUAGUCGGCAUCCCGUCCCAAGAGGGCAACCGCAGCAGCGUCAGCAGCGAGGGUUUCUGUGAGAACGACAUGCUCAAUCCCAACGAGUCCGACGAGGGCAGUGAAUCCAGCAGCAGCCACCGACAGGUUCGCGUGCCCAAGGGAUCUGACUGGAGCGACAGCGACUCCUCGGCCCAGACUGAACUCAUGAGAAAGGCCAUAGCGGCGGCGGCCGCCGCUGCUGCUGCCAUUGAACCAGCCAGACCGCCAGCUACGGAAGCUGCUGCACAAGCUUCUUCGACCAACGAGAACGAGUCGUCGAAGCCAAAAGAGCCGGUGGCCUCGACCUCAACAGCCGAAGAAGUUGUUCCUGCGCCCUCCACGUCUGCAGAGCCGCAACCAUCGACCAGCAAAGAAGAAUCUCAAGCAGUCCCUGCGGAAGUGGCGGAGCAACCGCCCGCGCAGGACAAGUGGGAGUCGAGCAACAGCGAACAGUCAGGCGACGAGUACCAUGUUUAUUACUACGACCCCAAGGCGUUAGUUGCGAGCUCUGCACCCGCUCAGGAAGACCCUGACGCCGCACACAAGAACAUUUUCGCUAACUGCAAACCCAUGGAGGACAGGUGUGAAAUUCUGUUUGCCCGAGCUGAGGCGCUCCAUGCACACGGACACUCGAAAGAGGCAUGUCACUUGGGUGUAAAUUUGGCGCACGAGUUGCUGGUGAACCCACCGAACCUGAUGAUUGAGCUGCCACCAGCGCCGUGCAAGGGGAAAAAGAAGAAAAUCAACCCUGUGUCGCAUCAACUGAGCUGCCUGGCGUCUGCCACUCUGGCCAAAUGUGCCUUCCUCUGCAACGUGCUCUCUGAGAGCCUUGAGCACCACAAUCUGGCAUUCAAGGUCGGCAUGUUUGCCCUCGAAAUGGCGAGACCGCCAGCAAGCACCAAGCCUCUAGAGGUGAAGUUGGCGAACCAAGAAGCGGACAUCGUGCAGCUAUUGAAGAAGAUUCCUCUGAGUGUUCAUGAGCUGAACAUCAUACGAGAAAGAGCCGAGGAACUGCGCACCGGAACCCUGAGGACGCGAGGAGCCGCCCUGUUGCCCAUUAUGCUUGCCAGCUUCAUUUUCGACUCACUGGUUCUCAUGAGCCGCGACACACGAUGGGUCAUGAAGUACCCGAUGUGCAAAAUGUCUGUCGACAGCGAGGACGACGUCUUCGGACGCUCCCCGGCCAGCGACGAGACCCUGGGAUUCGAGGCUGCCGUCGCGGCUCUUGGUCUCAAGGCAAACGUGUCUGAGGCCGAGCAUCCGCUCUUGUGUGAAGGCACGAGGCGCCAGAGAGGCGAACUCGCUCUCAUUCUGCUCGUGCACUACAAGGAUUGCUCUGACAAAUUGGCCAGGAUCAUGGACAAACUGCUCGACCGUGAGGUGCAUCAACUGAUGAAGGCGCCUCUGUUGCCGGCAUACUACUCGAGCAAUCCGCCGACCACGUCGCAAACGCAAAUGCGGAACCAAAGCAACGCGAGAGGACAAGCGGCGCCUGGCCAGCAGUGCAGAAUGCCCUGGGCGCGACCUUUUGGAAACGUCCGCGACGAAGCGAGCUGCGAGCAGCCUGCCGCGCAGCAGGGACCACCUUACUUGCAGCCGGCCCAAGACAUGGGUGAUCCUCAGAACGGAGGAAUGAACGCUGGGAGCAGACCGCACAGCUCAACGAGUGCCGAGCUGGAGCAGAGCAUGGGAUCGCUCUCCAUGAGUCCAGCGCAGAACACUGUUCACAACCAACCCAGGGCCAAGGAAACCAGAUUUAAGGGGAAGCGUGCAUAUCCGGUCAUCCCGAACCAGCCCUCUGAGGCGGGAGCGCAUUUCAUGUUCGAGCUGGCCAAGACUGUGUUGACCAAAGCUGGAGGCAACAGCUCCACGUCGCUGUUCACGCAGGCCUCCGCGUCUCAAAACCACCAUGGACCCCACCGGGCCCUGCACAUGUGCGCCUUUCAACUUGGUCUCUUCGCUCUAGGCCUCCACAACUGUGUCAGUCCAAAUUGGCUCAGCCGAACUUAUUCGUCGCAUGUGUCGUGGAUAACAGGCCAAGCGAUGGAGAUCGGCGCGCCUGCGAUCUCGUUCCUGAUAGACUCGUGGGAGGGCCACCUGACGCCCCCUGAGGCGGCCAGCAUUGCCGACCGAGCCUCAAGGGGCAGUGACCCGCACAUGGUUCGCGCGGCUGCGGAGCUGGCCCUGAGCUGCCUGCCGCACGCCGCCGCACUCAACCCCAACGAAAUACAGAGGGCCAUUCUGCAGUGCAAGGAGCAGUCGGACCACAUGCUCGAGCACUCGUGCCUCACCGUCGAGAACGCGGCCAAAGGGGGCGGCGUUUACCCCGAAGUCUUGUUCCAGGUGGCUCGGUACUGGUACGAGCUCAACAUGCGCCACACGCCCGGAGCUGAACUCAUCAUCGAGCCGGACAUUCCCAAAGACGCUCUACUCCUUGAACAGGUUGGAGGGUUGCAGGAGCAAGCGCCGCUAGAGUUGAUGGCGACGAGCCAGCCGACAGCCGUGGUGGCGCCGGCAGCAGCGGCGGCCGCCGCGCAGGCGCCGUACCAGUCGCUGGGGGCACUGCCGGUGCCGUACCACACGCUGUCGUACUCGUACCUGCCGCGGUUCCCCGCCCUGCCGCUGCAGAUGUACCUGACGCCGCCGCCGGCGCCAGGCACCUUCCAGUUCCCAGCGGCGCCGCUGCACUCGGGGCUGCAGUACUUCCCGGCGGUGACCCUGGCGACGCCGACGCGGCCGCUCUUCCUGCCACCGCAGUCAGGCCUGGUGGCGCCGCCGCAGCAGCAGCAGCAGCGCCCGCCGCCGCCCAACCUGGUCCAGGCGGCAGUUCAGGUGCAGAACUCGAACCAGCGGCCGGCGCAGCAGCUGCGCUGCCAGCAAGUGCCCGUGUCGCAGCCGCCGCCCGUCGGCCCUCCGCAGGUGCAGCAGCAGCCGCCGCAGCAGCAGCAAUGCCCCCUGAACCAGGCGCAGUACCGCUACCUCAUGGCGGCCUACAGGGUCGGCAUGCUCGCCAUGGAGACCCUGGCGCGCAGGGUGCACGACGACCGGCCCCAGGCCAAGUAUGCCAGGAACCCACCCUACGGAGAGGAUGUCAAGUGGCUGCUCAGGGUUGCCAAGCGGCUCGGUUCGCAAUAUUUGCAUCAAUUCUGUGUAUGUGCCGUCAACAGUGUAGUGAGUCCCUUCAUCCUUCACGACAUUGCCGUCGAAUCGGCGAUGUUUCUGUCCAGGAACAAUCCCACCCUGCUGCUGCAGCACAUGCGGAAUGCGCUGACGCCGCUCGUUCAAAAGUGCCAGCAGAUGUACAUACAAUGUCUUCACCAAAAGUUGUAUCACUUGACCUCAACAGAUUACGAGGAGUUUGUUGGUAUUGUUGUGUCAGCUCGAUUGGCCUUCCAGAUCACGCCUGAUGGCAACGCCCAAUUCAAGGAGUGGCUGCAGUCCAUCAGAAGAUCUAAGUCGUGCAAGAAAGAUUUAUGGGCGCAGAUCAACCAGGCGCUGCAAAACAGCAACAAAUGACACCGGCCUGAGGUAGGCAGCAGCAGCAGCCUCCACUGCAGCCGCCCCUCCGCCCCCGGUGCCGCCGCAGGCUCCUCGCUCAACUGGGCGGAAAUGGAGGAGCAGCCGCCUCCGAGCUGACCAGCAGGCCCCCCUCCUCCCCCAAGAUCUCACUCAAACUAGACUCUUGCUAACUCUUUUUUAGUGAAAGCGACGCUCGUCACGUUAGCCAAUUGCGCUACUUGGAAUUUCUGGUCCUUCUCGUCUCUCCUUUCCUUCUGUCUCGUUUUGUUUUUUUUUCGUUUCCACUUUUGCCGGCGCCGCCACCGCCGCCGCGGGUCUGCCCCCUUUUUCACACCCAUUGAGCUUGUCACGCGCGAAAAGAAAUUUUACCGACACCCGACCCGUCUCGGCCAGACCCGCGCGCGCGCGGCUUCUUUGUGAAAAUCUUCCGCAUUGUAAAGAUACAUAUACUGGAAGUGAGUUGAGAGACUGAUUGUUGACAUGUUUUAGCCUUUGAUUUUUGGAACGCAGAAUUUGUUCUCUUGGCACAAACAAACUGAUGAUAUUAAUCGCGAGCGGGCAGUCUACGUCUCGGCAUUAAAUUAAAUUGAAUUCAAAAUAAAUUAAAACCGAAUCAGAUGAGCACUUGGAUUGCCCCGCGCGAGUAGGAGAAAUUUUUGAAACGGCGUAGACACAUGAACACUCAUGGGACUAAUUCAAUUCCGACCUUAACUCUCUCGGAUAAGAAUCAAUUUACGUUAUUCGAUCGGUUGCUUCAAACCAAAUCUCGUCUGGCUGCAAGACUAUUUUAAGCAGAUAUUUGAAACUAUUUUUACAUGGAAUAUGAGCUGGAGAAUGAUGAAAUCUCUUUCAAAAGUGCGACUCUCGAUAUUAAUGCUGCUACAUGGAGUAAAAUAACACGGAGAGCACUUCCAUUAAUCCGCAAUCCAAUUAGAUCAAAUUUUACAACUAUCACGAACAUUUCCGUAAGCAUCACUCUAUUCGUUUCACUGAGAAAAUUCAAAAAAUAUUUAAAAAAAAAACACUUCAAGGAAUUUUGACAGGUUGAAAUUGGAUUUUUUAAUCACGGUGAAUAACGGAAAUUGACAUUUUUUAUGAAAAAUGCUAAAUUAUUUUCGGAUUAAAGGUGCUCUCCCUCUGCAAACACACACACAGGAAUUCUCUUCGCGGCGGCCUCGAGACGCCAUCUAGUCUGAGGGUUGAAAUUCCGUUUGCCACACAGCAUAUCAUUUUUAACGCAUUUUAAAUAAUAAAACAAAAACGAGUGGAGCAGCUCCUCCGGUCCAGCUUGAAUAUAUUUCCAAGGGAAAGGUGCCUUUCAUAGAAAAUCCAGUAUAUCAGUUCAAAUCGAGGAAAAGAAAACUUACAAGGGGCUGCUUCGUGCACAAAAUUCGACUGUGAGGCUGCGAAAAAAAAUAUUUAAUCUGUCUCGAGGCGCGCAGUUUGGAAAUCUUAAUCCCCCGAAUUAGAAUAGCGUCUACUUAUUGGAAAUGCAUUGAAUAUACACAUUCACACACACAAACACACACACACAACUUAUUUACUACGUAGAAGCAGAAUUAAAUUUGCAUAUUUCACGUGUCUUUUUUAACAGUGGCAUAUAUGAAAAGUUGAGGAGAACAAAAUGUGUGGCGUAUAAAUAUAUUUCUAUAACACUAAAUUAUAUUUCAGAUAUAACAACAUUUAGGUGGCUAGACUCGUAAGAUUUUCAACAUUAUGUAUGUUUAAGCGAAAGAAUUAGCGGCAAAAUAUUGCAUACUAUUAUACACUCGUAGUGUCCUAGCAUAUUAGUAGCAGUUUUAACUCUAAAACGCAGGAGAUUUUAAUUAGCACAGACAGACAUUCUCUUUUUGCAAGGCAGAAAGAUAUGGAAAAUUCGACACACGUCAACUAGUCCCUCUCACCCCCCACGUUUUUGGCUUUGCUCACCCCGAAAGCAAGAGAUACAGAAACAGGCACUCAGGUUGGCACCCCGAAUCCCUGAAAGCAGUACUGGAAUUUCAUUUUUGACAGUACCAAUCGGUUCCUGAGGGUCGAAUCAGGUCAAAAAGUCAAAAUCAGGAAAAGCCGUUGUUUUGGUGGGCUUUUCGUUUAAAAAACUACAGCGACCAAACAACAGAGAAGGGGGCGGUUCUCUCUGAUUGGCUGGCUGCUAGUUGAUCUAUGGCGCUGCUGUCUCUGAUUGGUCACUGGAGUUUUAAACGAAAAGCCCGCCAAAAUAACGGUUUUUGCAUUUCCGGCCGUUCUAACCUAAUUCGACCCUCAGGAAUCGAUUGGCACCGUCCAAAAUAAAAUUCAAGUACUGCUUAUGUGAUUUCUGUUAAAUGUUAAUUUGCGAAAAUUGUGUGCCAAACAUUUUGCCUGCGCUCACUGCAAGAAAAGCAAGUGCUCAACCCUUCUCAGAAUUUGUCUAUGCGUACGUACACGGAGAGUUGCAUAAUGAAUCAUUGUAUGUAAAUGUUUGUUAGGUGGAGUGUCCAAAUGUUUAGGUUUUCGGCCAUUCCAUAUCUUUUUGUGCAGUCGUUAGAUGCCAAACUCGAUUGAUAACAUGCAGCGAGACACGGGGGUGGGUCACUCUCUUCUUUCCGGCCAUGACCCCGCCCUCAGUAUUAUUCAGGGCUAUUUUUCAAUUCAGUAUAUGCAUAAUUAUCAAUAAUUCUUAGUUCUGCUAGUGCGCCUAGAUCGUAAGGGAUUUUUUUUUGUUUGUUUGUUUCAAAUAACAACUAAAUCGAAUUCGAGUCGCUUAUUCGUUCUGUUUUUCUCAUUGUUUGAAAGUUAAUUCAUUCGUUUUUGACAACUUCAACACAAUGUGCUCAAACUUGGUUUACAUACGUGUAUUUGUAUUUUAAGACGAGAGCAGACUACUUAUUAUAUUAUAUUAUUAAUUCAAUCAUCCGAUUAAACGAGAAACACGUGUCUAGCAUUAAUUCUCAUAUAUAAGUAGUAGGGGUGCGCGUUUUACAUUCAAUUGUUGUUGUUUUAAUUUAAUCAAUCGAGAAUCUGAAGAGGUUGAAAUUUAACUUGCUUUUCACACAAGGUUGAAACAUGUAUAAUUUUUAUUUUGAAUACUGCAGAGGGGCUGCAGCCAGCCUCCAGCGUUCGACACACACACGCGCGCGCGUAUUUUAAAUUCUCUCUCAUAUCAGUUUGUAUCAUCUCUCUGCUAAAUGAACUGAUUGAUUGAUCAUCAAAUAAAGAUAUUUCAAAAUAUUUA
This is a messenger RNA of Cloeon dipterum, 8762 nucleotides long. It is a transcript of the gene Dora, whose product is annotated as Dorado. Gene Ontology annotation, molecular function: zinc ion binding. Lineage: Eukaryota; Metazoa; Arthropoda; Insecta; Ephemeroptera; Baetidae. The transcript has 20 exons. The record is from RefSeq and is a predicted model, not a curated record. The coding region runs from base 155 to 5545 and encodes 1796 amino acids. Gene Ontology annotation, cellular component: Cul2-RING ubiquitin ligase complex.